AUGGCGCCACGAAGACCGGUUGUCAACGGUAACAUCUCCGGAUCAACUGGAGAUCGGCUCGAUGGACUAUUAUCAAUGCUUAGCGGCCCGACAAAACUCGAUGUAAUCGUUGGGGAUUGGAUGUCCGAGGCGAAUCUGGCCUCUAGAUCCCUUCAGCUCCGAGCUGGCCAAGGCGAAGGCUACGAGCCUGGAUUCUUGCAUUCACUUCGCUUGGCUCAUCAGGAGUAUCUGACCUAUUCCAACCCAUACCUCAAAAUUGUCGUUAAUGCUGGUGGGCUGAAUCCCAGAGCACUGGCGGAGAAAGUACAGUCGUUCUUGUCCUCUCACGGGUCUCGCAAACGCGUGUCGUUUAUCACUGGGGAUGGUCUCCUCUCCGAAAUUGAGUCAUUGCAAAUUGAUCCCUUGACCCGCUCAACGGGAGAUUUUGCAACUUGGCGGAAAAGGUAUCCCGAUAUCAUUCAAGCUAAUGCAUACGUGGGAUGCUGGGCCAUUACCCGAGCACUGGCGCAAGGUUCUGACAUCGUCAUAUGUGGGAGAUGCACGGACGCGAGUCCAAUCAUGGGUGCCGCAGCCUGGUGGCACGAAUGGGGAGUGAAUGACUUCGACCGAUUGGCCAGUGCACUAGCAGCAGGUCAUCUCAUCGAAUGCGGAUGUUAUUCUACCGGCGGCAAUUAUGCGGGCUUCAUGAGCAUGGGAUCCGAUUACUAUGACCUCUCAUAUCCUAUCGCAGCGGUCAAAGAGGAUGGCUCUGCUGUCAUCCAGAAGCAACCAGGACAAAAUGGAGUUGUGAACGUCGACACUCUGCGUGGGCAACUACUUUAUGAGAUCCAAGGUCUCUAUUAUUACAACCCAGAUGUCAUUGCAGACAUUACGCACAUAACAAUUCAACAAGUCGGAAAGGACCAAGUCCUUGUUUCACAUGUUCGAGGACGUGCACCCCCUGAGACGCUGAAAAUUGCUGUAAUGGCAAUCGGGGGCUAUCAGGCCGAGUUUUCUGUUUAUAUAACGGGAAUUCAAGCCCGGGAAAAGGCACAGAGUUUCGAGGGAAUGGCCCGCAAGAUCAUUGACACCUCUAAGCUUGAGGUCCUUGAUUUUCAAUUGUACGGAAUGCCGAAGGAAGACCCCAGGAACCAGGAGGAAGCAACAGUACAAUUGAGGGUUAUCGCCCAAUCGAGUGACCCUCAACGCCUAACAGCUGGGAAGUUCUUGGGGCCAAUCUUGAGCAACCAACUUCAAGGCUAUCCUGGGUUGACAGCGAAUCUUGAUUAUCGAACUGCGGAGCCUAGACUGAUCUGCACAUACUUUCCAGGACUCGUUGACCGUCACAAGGUGCAUCAGCAAAUUCAUUCGUUGGAAGAUCCAAGCCGACCUGUCCCUGUCCCGGACAUAGCGGUGCUUACCCCUAAACAUAUGCUGCCGAAACAGCUCAGUCAUGAAACCGCCUGUCCCAUGCGCCUAGAUGAUUUUGGGCCGACCGAUAGAGUCCCACUAGGAUUGGCCGUCUAUGCACGCAGUGGUGAUAAGGGGUCGAAUGCGAAUGUUGGCUUCUUCUUUCCAGAGAGGACCAAUAUGAAAUUGAAAUUCGACUGGCUACGAAGCUUUCUUACUAUCGAUACAUUUCGAUGGCUUUUAGAUGAAGACGCUGGAAAAGAUACCCACAUCGAGCGAUGCGAGUUUCCUAACAUCCAAGCUGUUCAUUUUGUGUUGCAUGGCCAUCUAGGAGCUGGCGUCAGCAGCUCGAUUAAGAUAGACGCGCUAGGAAAGAACCUCGCAGAGUAUCUCAGAGCUCGAUAUGUAGAUAUGCCCCGAAUCUUCUUGCAAGGGAUCGCUCAUAUGUGA
Thyridium curvatum is the source of this 1839-nucleotide messenger RNA. RefSeq lists its product as uncharacterized. The transcript is spliced from 9 exons. NCBI's taxonomy places the organism in Eukaryota, Fungi, Ascomycota, Sordariomycetes, Thyridiales, Thyridiaceae. The record is from RefSeq and is a predicted model, not a curated record. The coding region runs from base 1 to 1839 and encodes 612 amino acids.